Molecule: messenger RNA, 946 nt
Organism: Momordica charantia (bitter melon)
Lineage: Eukaryota; Viridiplantae; Streptophyta; Magnoliopsida; Cucurbitales; Cucurbitaceae
Source: RefSeq, a predicted model, not a curated record
AUUGAAAUCACUUUAUUACACGAAUAAGUGAUAAGAUUUUUUUAAUUUUCGCUUGGCUCGAAAGAUUACGGGUCCUUUAAGGACAUCUCAAAAGAUAGAAUCUUCUGUUGCCUUUUCCGAUUUCCCCUGUUUCACUUUCAUUAGGAAUUUUCCUUUCUCAUCUUUCCCCCAAAUUUUCAAACCCACCACUUUCCCGGAAACCGCCUUGUUUGUUUCCCAAGAAAAUUUCCCCAUUCCGUACAUCCUUAUAAAUCCACCACCGCACACUUCCAUCCUUCCACUCAAAAACCUAGCUAUCUAUAACCUCCAUAAAUCUGCAAUUUCAAAAAUAAACAAAACAAAAAGGAAAAUUUGUCCGAUUCCGAUGGAUGUCAUCGGCAGAAAACAGGCGAAGAUCAGAAGAAGCAAGAAAUCGGCCGCCGAUUUCAAAGUCGUCUACAUUUCGAGUCCGAUGAAGGUGAAAACCAGCGCCUCCAAGUUCAGAUCUCUCGUCCAGAAGCUCACCGGCCAGGACUCCGACGCCGAGCGCUUCAUGGAGCUGAUCGCCGCCGCCGCCGCCGCCGAUCGGAAUCAUCUUCAGCCAUCGUCGUCGGCGGCGUUCCUCGACCACCAACUCCUCUGCGACGCCGACGACGAUCAAAUCGAUCGCGAUAAUCAUCACCGUCUCGUGUCUGGUAACAUCGAAUCGUCGUAUCAAUCGUCGAUUGCUCCGCCGGAUGAUUUGAUUUUGCAGAACUUCGAUGCGAAUUUUGCAGACAUGUUCCAUGGCUUUUUGCACGAUUCUUCUACACAAACUCAGAUGCCGGGUUUGGCUCUACUGUAAAUACGCCGCACCCUAUACUUUCUCCAUUUUUUAAAAAAUACUUUUUAUUUAGCUUAAUAUUGUGACGUGGAUUUGUAUAGAUCGAUAAAUAUUUCUUUUUUAAUAUACGUGGAAAUUGAGAAA